AUGGAUAUCAUAUUGCGUUAUCUGCGUUGCGCUCAGAAUUACGAUAGCCGGCUUGUAUUUUGUGUUUUGAAGCUUUUGAAAGAAACAUAUGAAAAUCGCUCAAUGGAUAUCAUAUUGCGUUAUCUGCGUUGCGCACAGAAUUACGAUAGCCGGCUUGUAUUUUGUGUUUUGAAGUAUCUUUCGGGCCUUCUGGUCCAUCGCAAGUUGGCUUUGGAUUUUGUGGCUGCUGGUGGCGUGGAGCUCCUGGUGCGCGUCCAUCGUGAAUCAGUGGCAUCUGUUGUAGUUGCAACAUGUCUGUACUAUCUGGCAUAUAAUGUAGAUGCAAUGCAGGAUGUGUGCAUUUUGCCCGAAGACACACUUGAUAAAGUUGUGGAGUAA
Molecule: messenger RNA, 378 nt
Organism: Gongylonema pulchrum
Lineage: Eukaryota; Metazoa; Nematoda; Chromadorea; Rhabditida; Gongylonematidae
Source: the annotation of a GenBank genome assembly